CGCGGUGUCUUUAAGGCAAUCCGGUCAUUUUCUAUGGUCUGAGCUGAAUGACAUCAUUGAUAUUGUCAGUGGUGUAACUGAGACGAGAGAGGGGGAUAGAUGGAUUUGUGAGUUUACACCAAAAUAUUUAUCAUUCCCCGUGCAGACUAUACCAUACUAUAACCGGGAGACGUUUACAUCGGGUGCAGGAAAGUGGUGAGGAAUGAUUUGUCAAGUGCCUCGGCCGUUUUUCGCUGUCCAUGGUGCUGUUUGAAUGACUACGUCCUGAUCAGCACCACCGAGGAAGGAAGGCAGCAGUCCCUGAAGAGCUUGAUUAAAUCGGGUGAGGAGGGGAGGAAAGGGAAGGCAAGGGUCCAUUGCUGGAAAUGCGUUUCUCUGUGAGUUGUGAAAACCAGCAGGAACCAUGGAGUUGAGAGUGGGGAACAAGUACCGCCUUGGCAGAAAGAUCGGGAGCGGCUCUUUUGGCGACAUUUACCUGGGUGCCAACAUCGCCACGGGUGAGGAGGUGGCCAUUAAGCUGGAAUGUGUGAAGACCAAACAUCCGCAACUACACAUCGAGAGCAAGUUCUACAAGAUGAUGCAGGGAGGGGUGGGCAUCCCUACCAUAAAGUGGUGUGGAGCAGAGGGGGACUACAACGUCAUGGUCAUGGAGCUGCUGGGACCCAGUCUGGAGGACCUGUUCAACUUCUGCUCCCGCAAGUUCAGCCUCAAGACUGUCCUACUGCUAGCUGACCAGAUGAUCAGCCGUAUUGAGUACAUCCACUCUAAGAACUUCAUCCACAGAGACGUGAAGCCGGACAACUUCCUGAUGGGCCUGGGCAAGAAGGGCAACCUGGUGUACAUUAUCGACUUUGGCCUGGCCAAGAAGUACCGCGACGCCCGCACACACCAGCACAUCCCCUACCGCGAGAACAAGAACCUGACCGGAACCGCACGCUACGCCUCCAUCAACACACACCUGGGAAUAGAGCAGUCUCGUCGUGACGACCUGGAGUCUCUAGGUUAUGUCCUGAUGUACUUCAACCUAGGCUCUCUGCCCUGGCAGGGCCUCAAAGCCGCCACCAAGAGGCAGAAGUACGAACGCAUCAGCGAGAAGAAAAUGUCCACCCCCAUUGAGGUGCUGUGCAAGGGCUACCCCUCUGAGUUCUCCACAUAUCUGAACUUCUGCCGCUCUCUGCGGUUCGAUGACAAGCCAGACUACUCAUACCUAAGACAACUGUUCAGAAACCUGUUCCACAGACAGGGCUUUUCCUAUGACUACGUGUUCGAUUGGAACAUGCUCAAGUUUGGGGCCAGCAGGACAGCUGAGGAUGGUGAAAGAGAGAGGGAGAGAAGAGAGGGAAAAGAUGGGGAAGAGAGGAUUGGAGGGGGACCUCGGGCAGCUCGUGCCCUACCACCAGGAGUGAACCCACCAGGAGGGGUGGACAGGAUCAGAAACGGCCCUAACGCUGCUGCCUCUAACCCUGCUUCCAGAGGAGUCCCUCAGUCAGGGAACCGGUCCCCACAGGCUGUAUCCCGUGCAGAGCGCGAGAGGAAGGUGGCCAUGAGACUUCACCGUGGCGCCCCCGCCAACGUCUCUUCCUCUGACCUCACUGCACAGAUGGGCCAAUCACGCAUUGCCACAUCACAGGUUAGUGUGCCAUUUGAACACCUGGGGAAGUGAGGUGCUCUCUAGCUUGUGGCAGGAAAACAAAUAUAUUACAACUUUUUGAAUCUGUGACAGGAUAUCAAAUACCUACUUUUGAAAUUGUUGGAAUAAAUAAACAUGACUGGGUCACUGUCACUGAAGAUGGAUUAAAGAUGGAAGACAAACAACAGGAGACGUAGAGGAAGGACUAGAAGUGUGAAAAAUGAAAUGCCUGCCCAUGACUGUAAUUAACGGGAGUAAAUGUGAUGAGAAAAAGAUGAAUGAUUGAAGACUGAAAGACACUCGUGGCCUGGCCUUGCUUCCCAGGCUUGGAAGACCUGCGCCUCGGCUGGUCAAUGAGCCUCCUGUACUCCUGUCCUGGUUUACUCUCAUAAUGCCGGCUAUAUGAUCAGUGGGACUAUACAUGUCUCUCAGAUGCUCAAUGCGCAAGAAUAGAAAAGUCCACAUCAGUGCAGAAAUUCUGAGUAGGUUGAAAACAUAGUCAAAACCGUUUGUCUCACAUUGAAUGCCCAAUUUAUGAGAGCUACAUUACAGCUAAAGGUGUAUGUUUAUAAUCCACAGAAACAUCGUCUUGGAACUUACAGGUUUCCUAGAGUCAAGUAAAAAUUAUGUAUUCAUUAGUAGGCGAGAUCUCAGUCAAGAGGAAUCUGUGGGAAAUUAAAAAUAUGCAGAGGAAAUUAAGAAAAUCUGGAAAAAAAAUUCAGGAAUGGUAAAGGAAAUAAAUACGAGUGAAGUGAAUGAAUGUGAAAGUAUUUGCAUCAGAGUUGCAUCAAUGUCAGUCAGUCAGUGUGUGUUAAUGUGUUAUUGUCUUACAGGUUGUUUUUCAUACUCUUGGUUUUAGCAAGCUAGGGACCAAUCAAGAGUCAGAGGAAUGGGAUAGUAGGAGACAUAGAGAGAUGGACUGUCACCCAUUUUCUCUUUAAUUCUUUGCUGUUUAAGGAUUCCUGGAUAAAAAUUAAUUUAAGAAAAGUACAUUUUAACAAGGACAUUUUGGUUAUAUAUCAUUAUACAACACCUCCUGUUUAAAGGCCCAAUGCAGUUGUUUUUAUAUCAAUAAAAACUUAGGCUUUUUGGCUAAUUAUUUAUUGGGCAGGAAUAUUGCUGGGGCUGUAUGGGAGUGGUCUGAGUUUGGAAUUUUAUUGUUAUUGGUCUGUUAACCAAUUUACACUGUGAUGUCACCAUGAAAAGACCUAGCCAUUCAAAUCUGCUAAAUAUAAGGUCCUGUGUAGAGAGAAUUUUCAAACAACUGUCAGGAAAUAACACUGACCUAAUGUUUUCACAUUUUUUCAGUGUUAAUUUUAGCUAAUGUAAAAUAUCAUAUUAAACACAGCAAAAGCUGAAUAUUGACUGCACUGAGGCUUUAAGAUUAUAAAAAAUAUAAAGUGGCUAUGGGUCUAGGUUUUUGGCACAGUGGCUUUGUUCGAAAGGAUUAAAAUACCCAUGUAUCAUGGGUAAAUUGUAACUGACUGACUGAUCUGUAAAUAAUAAUGAGUCAGUAUUUAUGAUGUACGUUGAUUUGUAGAUCAGUCAGUCUGCAGCCAGUCCACAGUUGUCUGCAGUCCUUUUGAUCCUCUUGAACACGGCUAUUUACUUUGAAAUUCCACUUCCCUGCAGUGUGUGUGUAUACAGUGUUGAAAUAAUAAUAAUAAAGCUAAUAUUGUACCUUCAAAUUAUGGUGGACCAUUUAAUAACAUACAAUAAAUGAUUACUUCUUAUCAUUAAAUGGAGGAAAUUAGUUAUUUGCUUAGUUGAUUGUUUUUUACUGGUAUUUUUAUUUCACUGGUAAGCGAAGAAAAGACACUAACCCCUUGCACCAGAUUAAAAAAAAAAGUGCUGUAGAACCAUUUUAGUGGUCCAGAUUAUUAUAAUAAUAACUAAGUAAAUGAUUAAGCCUUAUUACUCUUGAGAUUUGAGGCAGAGUAUGGAAGACAUUAAGAGGUUGGAUUUAAAUAUGCUCAAUAGUUGUUGUUUUUAUUUUAUUUUUUCUUGAUAAAAUGUAUCUUUGUAAAUAUGUUUUUGUGUAAAGCCAAAUUUUGCUAGGUGGUUUAAAGAUGUCAAUGUAGUAUCAGAGAUGUAUUUACCUGGCUGUAGGAGAGCUUGGUUGGCUGCAAAGUGAGUCAAAUGUAAGGUAGGCCUCUCAUGGGCCAGGCAGGUUAUAAGGUUGGGAUGUAGUUGUGUGGGUGCAAUGAUACCUUGUACAUUUCUUUAAUAUGCUUAGGCUUUAUUACAACAAUACCGUGUAUAAAAUGAUAAUAAUAAUUAAUAAUUAUUGUUUUAUUGUUUUCCUUUCCAGAAAGUUGAAUUUCAAACUCAACAGCACAGCAUUGGCCCAUAUAACGCAUAGUGUAAAGACAUAACACACAUUUCAAUCAAAAGCAAUACAACAGGAAACAACAUGUGGAUACAUACAGCUACAGUUCAUACAAAUCAGAUUUAUACGGGGGGAGUGGGUAUAUUUCAUUUUAUGAGCCAAUAAAGAUAUGCACAUCACUGUC
This is a messenger RNA of Esox lucius (northern pike), 4143 nucleotides long. It is a transcript of the gene csnk1e, whose product is annotated as casein kinase 1, epsilon. NCBI's taxonomy places the organism in Eukaryota, Metazoa, Chordata, Actinopteri, Esociformes, Esocidae. Bases 404 to 1663 code for a protein of 419 amino acids. The record is from RefSeq and is a predicted model, not a curated record. Gene Ontology annotation, cellular component: cytoplasm; nucleus. The transcript has 11 exons. Gene Ontology annotation, biological process: peptidyl-serine phosphorylation; endocytosis; signal transduction. Gene Ontology annotation, molecular function: ATP binding; protein serine/threonine kinase activity.